Messenger RNA from Rhagoletis pomonella (apple maggot), 2692 nucleotides. It is a transcript of the gene whd, whose product is annotated as carnitine O-palmitoyltransferase 1, liver isoform. Lineage: Eukaryota; Metazoa; Arthropoda; Insecta; Diptera; Tephritidae. Bases 1 to 2430 code for a protein of 809 amino acids. The transcript is spliced from 9 exons. Gene Ontology annotation, molecular function: carnitine O-palmitoyltransferase activity. The record is from RefSeq and is a predicted model, not a curated record. Gene Ontology annotation, biological process: carnitine metabolic process; fatty acid metabolic process. Gene Ontology annotation, cellular component: mitochondrion.
AUGGCUGAAGCCCAUUCUGCCGUGGCGUUCUCCUUCGCCAUCACUCACGAAGGAUUCGACAUUAAUUACGAUCAAGAGGUCUUAAACCUUGUUUGGAAUUCCGGCGUGCGUUCGUGGAAAAAACGCUUGGCUCGUGCUCGCAACGGCAUUCGUAAUGGUGUAUACCCGGCACAUAUACAGAGCCUAUGGCUCAUAACAGCCAUUGCCAUUGGUCUACAUUUUGGUGGAUUUGCCGUGCCCUUUGAUCUGGUUCAUCGAAUAUUGGUUCAUCUUCCCGCUAAUACCGUUAAUUGGCAAGUAACAGCUUGCUUCUUUGCAGCUUUGGUUAUCUGGCUUUCUAUAUGUUUUACCAUGCGCUACACCCUAAAGUUGCUGCUGAUGUAUAAAGGUUGGAUGUACGAGUCUAGAGCGCCGGGCAGCAAGGUGUCUAUAAAAACUAAAAUAUGGGCUGCGGCAGUAAAAAUACUCUCCAGUUGGAACACCCCUGGUCUGUACAGCUUUCAGGGUUCACUACCGAGAUUGCCUGUACCAGCGCUGCACGAUACAAUGCAGCGAUAUUUGCGUUCGGUGCGUCCAUUAUUGGACGACGAAAACUUUGCUCGUAUGGAGCGUUUGGCGAAUGAAUUUGAGAACACAAUCGGCAAAAAGCUACAAUGGUACUUAAAACUGAAAAGCUGGUGGGCCACCAACUAUGUUUCGGAUUGGUGGGAGGAAUACGUUUAUCUCCGUGGUCGUAGUUCUUUGAUGAUCAACAGCAACUUUUACGGUACAGACGCGAUUUUCAUGAAUUUGACUAAUAACCAAGCGGCUCGCGCGGCAAAUGUUGUAUAUUUGUUAUUGGGUUUUAGACGCUUAAUCGAGCGACAGGAGUUGCAGCCGAUAAUGGUGCAAGGCAUGAUACCGCUUUGUUCAUGGCAAUACGAGCGUACUUUCAAUACGGUGCGGGUGCCCGGCCUCGAAACUGACCGAAUUGUGCAUUACCGCGACUCAAAUCACAUUGUUAUUCUGCACAAAGGAUGUUACUAUAAGGUGGUUAUCUAUUUCAAAGGUCGUAUUCUAAGGCCAUGCGAGAUUCAAAUACAAAUCGAGGAGAUAUUGAACUCGAAAGCCAUCCCAUUGCCGGGCGAGGAGCAUCUAGCAGCCUUGACAACAAUGAACCGUUCUAAAUGGGCUGAGAUACGUAACGCUAACUUUGCCCGAGGCGUAAACCGUGUUUCUCUCAACAUCAUAGAGUCGUCGGCUUUUGUGUUGUCGUUGGAUGACGAGCCUUUCGAAUUUGAUUUGGCACGACCAGAGUUGCUUGAUAAGUUUGGCAAAACGUUACUGCAUGGUAAUGGAUAUAACAGAUGGUUUGACAAGAGCUUUACUGUAUGCAUUGGUACAAAUGGUCGCGUUGGCUUUAAUGCUGAACAUACUUGGGCCGAUGCUGCGGUUAUGGCUCACGUAUGGGAGAAUCUUGUCAUGGACGAUGCCACCACAAAUGGGGCUGAUGCACCGGUUAUGGGUCAUCUUUGGGAAUAUAUUUUCGGUGAUGAUAUAUAUGGAUAUGAUGAGGCUGGAAAUACAAAAGGAAUCCCGGAAUUUCAGCCACCAUCUCCUACCCGACUGAGCUGGGAUCUUGCUCCGUUGCAACCACAAAUUGAAGAGGCGACAUUGGACGCUACCAAGUUAAUAAAUGAUGUGGACCUACGUAUUCUGGUGCAUAACGAGUAUGGAAAGGGUUUCAUGAAGAAGUGUCGAUUGUCACCCGACGCCUACAUCCAAAUGGCUCUCCAAUUGGCAUACUACCGUGACGCGGGCCGAUUCUCAUUAACAUAUGAAGCGUCGAUGACACGCCUAUUCCGCGAAGGUCGAACAGAAACCGUAAGGCCAUGUACUAUAGAAUCAGCGGCUUGGGUGAAAGCAAUGGAAGACAAAAACUCGACAAACGAGGAGCGGAUACAGUUAUUACAAAGAGCAUGCGAACGCCACCAACUUGGCUACCAAGAUGCAAUGUGUGGGCGAGGUAUUGAUCGCCACCUGUUUUGCCUUUACGUGGUUUCUAAAUAUUUAGAAGUUGAUUCGCCAUUCCUCAACGAGGUAUUAAGCGAACCGUGGCGCUUGUCAACAAGUCAAACACCGCACGGACAAACCCCGAAAAUGGAUUUGAAGAAGCAUCCAAACUGCAUCAGCUCAGGCGGGGGCUUUGGCCCGGUGGCUGAUGACGGCUACGGCGUAUCGUAUAUCAUAGCCGGUGAAAACUUAAUCUUCUUCCACAUAUCAGCUAAAUUAAACUGUAAGCAAACGGAUGUUCACCGGUUUGCCGAAAAUAUUUGUAAAGCAUUAGCCGACAUUCGGGCAACGUUUGAGCAACACUUUAGCAAACGUAUAUGCCAAGGAGAAACUAAUACCAACGGUACUGCCUCAACGAAGCCAAAUAAGGCGAAAUAGAUAAAAAACAAAAAAAAUAUAUAUAUAUAUUACAACUAUUGUUAGCAGUUUCAGAAUCUAAUUAUAUGUAUGUACAUAUGUAAGUGUUAAAAUUUGAUAGUUGAUUUUUAUCAUAAUCAUACCUUUUGUGUUGUUUAAGUCGGAGAGCAAGAGUCAAAAAUCAUCGAUUUUCUCAAACUCUGAGCAAUUUUAAGCUACAUGAUUAGGCGCUAUUUUGUAAGCCUAUUUUUUAAGAAAAUUAAUAAAAAAUAUUCAAAAAUCA